This is a messenger RNA of Onychostoma macrolepis, 1672 nucleotides long. It is a transcript of the gene admb, whose product is annotated as adrenomedullin b. NCBI's taxonomy places the organism in Eukaryota, Metazoa, Chordata, Actinopteri, Cypriniformes, Cyprinidae. Gene Ontology annotation, biological process: positive regulation of heart rate; adrenomedullin receptor signaling pathway; adenylate cyclase-activating G protein-coupled receptor signaling pathway. The coding region runs from base 144 to 560 and encodes 138 amino acids. Gene Ontology annotation, molecular function: hormone activity; adrenomedullin receptor binding. Gene Ontology annotation, cellular component: extracellular region. The record is from RefSeq and is a predicted model, not a curated record. The transcript is spliced from 4 exons.
UUAGCAGUGUCACAGCUGAAUACUCAUCCCAAGCCAACCAAGAUCUGGAUGCUACUUGGAAAUACACAGUAGUACGGACUUCACCAUCACCACUUUUUGAGUGAAUUCUAGAGACCGACUGAAACUAUCAGGUUCCAUUCACAAUGAACUCGGUGCUUCAGAAGGCUUUCCUGUGGUGUGUGCUGACAGCACUUCUGCCGAGCAUUGCGAGUGCAAAACCUCUGAAUACGGAUGGUUUGAGAAGGCUCAGUGUUUGGCUUCAGGGUAGGGUGAGGAGAGAUGUCCACAGCUUGUCCGAGAGGAGCGAGAGCGACUCAGCAGCUUUGCUGACUCAGAGGAGCAGCGAUCCUGAGUCAUUUGUACCACAGCACAGGAGUGUGAGGGUAAAGCGUACAGAACCAGCCUACUCAGUCAAAAGAGUGGAAAGAGCGGGCUGUGUUCUGUCCACCUGCUCGGUGCAUGAACUGGCCCACCUGGUGAAUAUAAUCAACACAAAGACGAACAACGCCCCUCCUGAAAAGAUCAGCUCAAAGGGCUAUGGACGGAGGCGGAGACGUUAGUUCCAUCAAACCUCCCUGCGCUAACUUUCCACAAGGGCCGUCUAAAGCUGGCAUGGGUUCAAUCUCUCCUUUAAAGAACAACCCGGGAACACCUCUGUGGUUUGUCCUGAGCCUUUGGUUUCUAUUGGCUCGCUUUACUGAGAUACUUCUGAUACUACCUUUGCUGAACGUUAGUGUACUCUCUUCAGGCACAAAGGAGCAAUUGGAGCAUCCUUCUCUCCAUCCUCUGCCUGAUGGGCUGGACUGAGAAGGAUUCAGGUCACUUAAAUUGGAAAACAGGAGUGCUAUCAGUUGGAAAAAAAAUAUUUCCCAAAAAUUUAAAAAAAGUGUGGGUCUAAUGCAAUAUGACAGGAAAUAGGUGGUCAAUGAUCUGUGCAUGUGUUUAGCAUUCUUGUCAUUCUAAUGGAGCUUUGGGACUUGACUCUCUGUCUCUUCUGCAGCACUGAUGCGCCCUCUGCUGGAGGAAUGAAGGAACAGCCUUGAACUCUGCCAGCCUAAACUUUCAUUGAAGAAGACGGAGAGAGAAUAGCAAGAAGAGGGAAAAGGAACUAACUUUUAUGACUUAAAGCUAUUUACCUUGGAGGACCAAUGAUGAAGAAAGGAGAGAGAGAGAGAGAACUCUUUAUGGAAGAAAUCAUUUUUGUUGUCCUCAAGGACAUCUGCAUACUUGAAGACUGAUUUAUAUAUAUACUGUGGGAGCCGUGCAAUAUUUCACUUUAAUGUUGUUAUGUAGUCUAUUAUUAAUGUGUACAAAGAUGUGUGUGUAUAUAUAUAUAUAUAUAUAUAUAUAUGAAAAUACUGUAUCUUAAAAGUUCAUAUUUAUAUCUACAUACUGUACAUGUAUUCUUAAGAAACUAUUGUAUCCAGAAAAAGGGCAUCUAUAGUUUAUUUUGAAAUAAGAUGUUUAUCCUUUAAGUUCAUAUCGCUAUAAUGAGAAGCAUUUUUUUUCCACAUGAAUCAUUCAAUAAUGUGACACCUGUUAAUUAAUAAGUAACCUAUUAAACUCCAGCAAGAGUGAGUAAUGAAAAUUGCCUGUGUUAUUUCCAUUAUUACCAUGGCAGCUUUCGGUUCUUUAACUUGAAAAAAAUCAUAAUAAUAAAAUAUGAAGUGGU